AUGAAGCUUGCUGCCUUCGUAAUAUCACUUUCUCUAGGACUUGCCAACAGCGAACCAUUAUCAACCAGCAAUUGUCGCGUCCAAGCAUGGGUGCGAGCAGAAGAUCUUGCCCCUGAGACGACUUCCCAUGGGGAGUUGCGUAUCAAGGUCGCUCCUGCGAACUGCGCCAGCAAAGUUGCUUCCGUUGCGCUCCGUCUCAGCCUCGAUGAGUUCGCCGAGGUCAAGCAUCUCCGUCGUGGCGCACAACUGCCGCAAAUCGUCAAAGCUGACAACCAGACGCGACCGGACUCCGCAGACCCCUGGAUGUUCCAAACCCGCUCUCAAGACAAGGAGACUGUCUAUAACUACACCGCGUAUGACCACACAAUGAGCGACCCUGCAUUCUGGAUCGUCAAGGCCGAACAGCGCAAAACAUGGACCACUGAGAGGACUUUGUUCGGAGACGAUCAAGACUUCACCAAGCCACAAGUCACUCCGUUCGUAGUUGUCUCUCCAGCAGUCAAUUUUCCUCCUGCUGUCCCCAAUCGUAGGGGUGGGUCAAGCGGUGGGCCGAUAAGAGGACAUGCAGACUCCGAUCUGGGUUAUCACUACGUGGCAAUCGUGACAUUUGCAGACGGGAGCAUCGUUGAAAAACAUGCUGGGCACACAAACUUUGUCCCAAGGUUUGCGAAGUUGAAGCCAACCAAGGAGGCUCGACCGUUCGUCGCUACAGAGCACUUCAUAGAUAAAACCAACACCCUGCAUCAAGAGCUUCCCGCUGUGCAAAAAGAUAUGGAACGCAGGGAAAGGUGUUUUCCCGCGGCCGAAAGGUCUGUUUAUGUUGCGAGCAUCAAAUUAGACCAUGGAAACGUUGUGCAGAAAGGGCAAAAGCUGAAAGGCAGGGUGUUCGUCAGAGGCACAGCAGGUUCUACGACGAUGUCGCGCAUCUCUGUGCAGCUCCACACCAUACGGACCACGGACUGGGCCCAGAGGGAAGCGUUUUCAGGCGGCGACAGGGAAUUUGUUGACCCUAACCAACUUUUCCCUUCUGAUCAGCGCACAAUUUCCGCUGCAAGUGGAGAAUAUCUCUUCCACGACCACGGCGCAGACGACCCGUACCGCGUCUUCCGGUCAACAUUCAAGGUUGUCGACAGUGGGGUGAUCAACAACAAUAAGCCCUACUUCGACUUUUCCCUCGACAUACCAGACGAUAUCAUGCCCACAUUCACAACUUACUAUGGAUCCACCGCUGCCAACCUGACCGUCGCUCUCUCAGCAGUCUAUUCACGCGAGAUUGCCCGCUGCCUGCGAGAUACCAUCCCCUCCAACGAAGAUAACCUUCUUGACUUGGAUGAUGCCUCGCGCUGCCUCAAAAGGCGAUGA
Mycena indigotica is the source of this 1362-nucleotide messenger RNA. RefSeq lists its product as uncharacterized. Lineage: Eukaryota; Fungi; Basidiomycota; Agaricomycetes; Agaricales; Mycenaceae. The coding region runs from base 1 to 1362 and encodes 453 amino acids. The transcript has 5 exons. The record is from RefSeq and is a predicted model, not a curated record.